Molecule: messenger RNA, 8538 nt
Organism: Alligator mississippiensis (American alligator)
Lineage: Eukaryota; Metazoa; Chordata; Crocodylia; Alligatoridae
Gene: ZBTB7C
Product: zinc finger and BTB domain containing 7C
Exons: 4
Coding region: 284-2104 (606 amino acids)
Biological process (GO): regulation of transcription by RNA polymerase II
Molecular function (GO): RNA polymerase II cis-regulatory region sequence-specific DNA binding; DNA-binding transcription factor activity, RNA polymerase II-specific; protein binding
Source: RefSeq, a predicted model, not a curated record
CAUACACAUACACACACACACACACACACGCACACACAUACACACACUCACACUCACGGUCCAGCCCCGGCGCCCUCCCUGCACACGGGCAGCGGCAGCCGCCAGCGCCAGCGGCUCCGAGCCCGGCGGCAGCAGGCAGCGCUGCCAGCUGCGCCCACAGCUGGGCCGGGAGGAGAGGAGCAUCCUCCGCGCCGCCCGCAGGACAUGGUCAAGGUUACAAAGGGAACAUCUGCCUGAAAUUUGAAACCAAGGCAAGGAGAAUUGUGAGGCUCUACAUGAGAAUAUGGCCGAUGGCAUUGAAGAUCUUAUUGGGAUCCCAUUCCCAAACCACAGCAGCGAAAUCCUGUGUGGCUUAAACGAACAGCGGCACGAUGGCCUGCUCUGUGACGUCAUCCUCAUUGUCCAGGACCAGGAGUACAGGACCCACAGGUCUGUUCUUGCUGCCUGCAGCAAGUACUUUAAAAAACUCUUCACUACCGGCACUUUAACAGACCAGCCCUAUGUUUACGAGAUUGACUUUGUCAAGCCUGAAGCACUUUCUGCCAUCCUCGAGUUUGCCUACACUUCAACUCUGACCAUCACCACCUCAAACGUCAAGCAUAUCCUUAACGCAGCCAAGAUGCUGGAGAUCCAGUGCAUUAUCAACGUAUGCCUUGAAAUCAUGGAGCCUGACAGAGAGCCGGAAGAGGACGAUGAUAAAGAGGAUGAAGAUGACGAUGAUGAUGAAGAUGAGGAUGAGGAAGAGGAGGAGGAAGAAGAGGAGGAAGAAGGGGAAGAUUUUGUGAAUCAGGAGAACCUCACGGAUGUCCAAGAAGUCAGCUGCCACCAAAGCCCGUCAAAGUCUGAUCUUACCGAAGCAUACACAGAAGCACCUAGUGACUUUCCAAACCAUUACCCAGCCAAUAGCUCAUCUGGACACUUAGGUGUGAUACGAGACUUUUCCAUUGAGUCGUUACUUAGGGAAAACCUGUACCCUAAGGCAAACAUGCCCGACAGGAGGCCAGCUCUAUCUCCUUUUACCCCAGGCUUCUUUCCCCAUUUGUGGAAUGGAGAUUUCAGUCCCUUUCCCCAGCUGGAAGAGCAGCAAGUGGACAACGGCCCUUUGGACCUGGUGAUCAAAAAGAGGAAGAUUAAGGAGGAAGAAGAGAAAGAGGAGCUCCCUCCAGCUCCUUUCCCCAAUGACUUCUUCAGGGAUAUGUUCACCAACAACCCUGGAGGUCCCUUAGGCCACAUUAAAGCAGAGAAUGACUAUAACGCUUAUCUCAACUUUCUAAGUGCCGCCCACUUAGGAGGAGUCUUUCCUCCCUGGCCCCUGGAGGAAGAAAGGAAGAUCAAGCCCAAGGCGUCUCAGCAGUGUCCGAUCUGCAACAAAGUCAUCAUGGGGGCCGGGAAGCUGCCACGGCACAUGAGGACUCACACCGGGGAAAAGCCGUAUAUGUGCAAUAUCUGUGAAGUUCGCUUUACCAGGCAGGACAAGCUAAAAAUCCACAUGCGGAAGCACACGGGGGAGAGGCCGUACCUCUGCAUACACUGCAAUGCCAAAUUCGUGCACAACUACGACCUGAAGAACCACAUGCGCAUUCACACCGGGGUGCGGCCCUACCAGUGCGAGUUCUGCUACAAGAGCUUCACCCGCUCCGACCACCUCCACCGCCACAUCAAGAGGCAGAGCUGCCGGAUAGCCCGGCCCCGGAGGGGACGCAAGCCGGCGGCCUGGAGGGCGGCGAGUUUACUGUUUGCACAGAACAGCCAGCCAGAAGAGAAGGGCUUCAUGAUGCCGCCCACUCUGGAAGAGAUGAGCAGCCAUCUCGGCAGCGCGGCCAUGUGCCUUCCCGGCCCCAGCCCCAAGCACUUUAUGAGCGGGGCCAAGUCUGCUCUCAAUCUGCAAGAGCUGGAGAGCCAGUUUGAAGAAACCCAAAUGAAGCUGUUCGGGAGGACGCACCUGGACAUGGAAAGGAAUGGGGGCAUCUUUGCCUUUGCCCUUGGCCACAACGACAGCCUCUCGGCGCGGCCCUAUUUCCCUCUGCCAGACCCGUGGAGCACAGGAUUUAGUGGCCUGGCUGGCCUAAACCACCUAGCCCCAAUUUCUGAAGCUAGCAACUAAGCCCUUUCCUGUCCAAGCGAUGAGUUUGCUGUAGUCUGCACCGUCCGUAAAGAGCAAACGAUUGCCCUCCACUUCUGAUUCUCACCUGUCUCUCCGCGUCUUGCUCCGAUUGCUCGCCCGCGCCGAUCUAGACUACAUCCCGGGACUUCAGGCAGGUGUGGGGCCCAGAGCCGCGCAUGAGCAGCCUGCGGCCGUUCUUCUGAGUGGGAGAUUGCUGCUGUUGUUCUGUGACAGAUGCUUGUUCAAGGGAACCUGGGUUGGGCUUAUCAGGGACUCCACCACUGCCAUUUCCUCAGACCGCCCUUUUACAGACCAUGCCUAGGGCGCUCGGCUCAGAGUCGGAUGAGGGUGUCACUAGCUGCCGGUGAUCAAGCCCCCCCCACGGAUACAGCGUCUCUUUGGUUAGCAGAAUCCAACACUGAAGAGGUGAGAAAGAUCCAGCUCCAGGGUGGCUGGAUUGCUACCUGCUUCUGAAAAUGUCCCCUGCCCGUGCUUGGAGGUCGUUGUCAUCUCCAUAAGGCACCUUUUCGGAGGGACACUCUCUUUGUUGCCCAUUCACUACGGCAGAUGCUCAGCUGGAGGCUGAUAAACACCGACACAUUUUUUGCCACCUCCACAUUACUUGACCCUUUUGAUCCCAAAGGAUUUUAUUUUAAAUCCUGCAACCAAAUGGUAUUUCUUUCCCCCUAAAAGGCCCUCAAAAUUCCUCUUAGUGCAAAUCAGUGCAGCUUGUACCAGUGAAUAGCACCGAGGAUCCAGUCCAUGUAUUUGUCAGCCGUGGCCAAGAUGACACAUCUGAACCCCUUGUGCUGAUAUCGUGGUGCAUGUGAUAACCUGGGAGCACAAAGGGAAAAGAUUAAAUUUUGCUCAGGAGUAGAGCUGGGUGAAAAAUGAACUUGUGGGUGGCUGUUCUUAGCCAUUCGGGGGGAGAAAAAUCUCUUUGGGAAUGAAAACAAUCAUCAAGAUGUUUAGCCAAUGAAAAGUUUGGGAAAAAAUAAUUGUGGGUGAAUCAAAACAUGUCAUUUUUAACAAAAUGGACUUGUCUGGGGGGGGGGGGGUGUAAAAAGAGAUAUGUUUAAUACACUCUGAGGAAAUCUUAAAUUUGAAAUUAUUUCCACCCAAAAAGGGCCACCUGUUUCAUUGGGAAAAUGGGAGUUUUGAAUUUUCUGGUUUUAUUUUAAAACAAAACACUUGGUGAAACGAUGGUGAAACAAAGACUGAAUCCACACUUUUCGCAGGAAAACAAAGUUCUGGGCAAAUUCUUUUUCACAGCUCUACUCAGGAGAUCCCCCUGUAAAAGAUGAUACUAAAGAGUCCCUAAACCAGCCUGUCAACAGGCUCUAGUAGAAAUCGUAUUUCUUCAGAGUUUGUCAGUUCAGAAGAUGGAGUUUAGCAUACAAAAUAUGAAAUACUCAAGCGAAUGAGGCCAUUGCUAGGAAUACGUGCCCACAUUCCCCUUUUAAGCAGUGGUGAUAACUUCAUUUUAAUAGUCUGAUGACCUGCAGGAAGCUAAUCCAGAGACUGGUUUUAAAUUGAACCAGGACUCAAAAAUGUCAAUGUUAAAGAUGAGGGCAUUCUCUCUCCUUUCUUAUUAUCUUUCCAUUUCAGUAGGAUCAAAGGGAAGAACCGUAGCUUGCUUUUUCAGCAUUCAGUUUAUCCUUGAUGGUGCUGCUUGAGAGUCACGGUUCGGUGAGGGUCUCACUACUGGCGCACUGAUGUUCUUACACUCAUGGGCCAAAAUGAGUACGCUCUUCAAAGUCAUCCUCCCUUUGCAUCCCCUUGUUGGCAAAUACUCCAGACACAAACGAUUCCUCCCUGGUUUGGGAACACGCUGAUCCCGAUGAACUGCUUGAUCCUAUUUUUUUCCCCACCAACCCUCCAAAAAUAAAUCUGCAAAGACUCUGUGCAACAAAGAGGUGGGGAAGGAAAAGAAGACUUUUUAAAACUGCAUCAAACCUUUUUUUUUUUGUACAUGUACCGAGUUCUUAUACCGACCACGUUUUGCAGACAGACGGUUACUUCAGGUGUUCUUUGUCUACGAUUUGGAAGCAUUGUAAAGUAUCCAAAGAUGCUGAGUACUGUAUAAUCUACAAGAACUUGAAGCAAGGUGUUGUUUUUUUGGUUUGGUUUUUUCUUUUUGUUUUGUUUUGGUUUAUUUUUUCCUCCUAUUUAUCCAUUGGGGGGAAAAAAAACUUUGGAAUUUUUCUAUUUAUAACUAUUUUUAUGUGAUUGCUUUCUGUACAAAAAAAAAGACAAAAAAGAGACACACAAAAACAAGUUUGCCUUAGUUAAUCAUGGGACAAUCAUCCUUAACUGUUGUUGAAACUAUAGAUUUGAAGAAAAAACAAAAGACUAGAUACUUUUAUGUAUUUAUUAAACAGUGUUAAUUGAUUCUCUUAAAUUAUUAGUGAGACCUGGUCCUUUUUUGUGUGGCAAACACUAGCUGAAAAAUUGCAGAAGUUUAACUACAUCUGUGUCGGUUUUCAGAAUAUACAAAUUUGGCACUUUCCAAAGGCUUUUUAUAAGAUAAUCACUCCUUAUUUAAUUGUCUCGCUGUAAUCUUUCUGGUAAAGGAAACCAUUUUUAUUAUUCUUCCUAUUAACAAGUUAAGGUUGAUUUUCCCUGAAUGAGCUUUUUUUCUGGUUGUAUGUAGUUGGCUGAUGGCUGAGAUCACUUCAUGGUGAGAGGAAUAUUUCUAACCCUGUUUCUGCCUUGCAGUUUCUUUACAUUUCAAUGUUGUUGCAGUGGUGUCAGGCCACAGGUAUCUUGUACUGGUGCUCAUACGUGUGGGACGUAGGAGGAGCAGCCGUCUCUGCGGUUCUCCGGGCCCCUUCCUGAAUUGAACCGUUUCACCCUACUCACAUCAAUUUUAACACUUAAUGAGCUUUUUUUCAGUUGUUCCCUUAAGAAUUGGAGGUUACUCACAUUGAAACUAGUAUAACCCUCCUCAUUGCGAUGGUUUCAUUCCUGAUUUACGCUGGUUCUAAGCACAGAAUCAGUUCUCCAAGGAAAUUGGGUUUGAUUUGUCUCAGCUACUGGUAUGAUGGCAUCCUCUUCCUCUUCCCAUCAUGAUUAAUUAGGCCUCAAAUUCAGCAGAAACUUAAGCAUGUGCCCAACCUGAAGCUGUUGAAUAGUGCCAUUGAUUUCAGGGACUAUAAAUCUUGCUUCACCUGAGAACUACGUAGCUCUCAAUUUUUCUAAAGAAGUCCAGAGGCUGGGGAAGUGGGACCAAGUCAUUAAAGAAUCAAAGCUCAGUUUAAUGUUCCUCAUAAAAGUACUAAGUAGAAACGAGGCAGGAAACCACAUGUUAUUCGCUCCCGCUGGUUGGGCCCCAUGUAAUUCACUUUGAGAUCCCAGAUGUUUUGAGUAGUCAGAUAUUCAGCUAAUCACAUCAAAUGCUAAGCCCUGCUUUUGGCAUAAUAACAAGCUUCACAGCUGGCUUCAGGUAGCUAUAAACUGAGAGGGAACAAGCAAAGUAAUGCGGUUAUAUUGUCUGUUAUGGCGACCGUGAUAUCCUGUAAGGUACGGACAAACCACAUGCACACGGCUCGUUGGCACUGUGUUGGAGGUCUUGAAGGGCACGUGGCAAUUGUACCCGAAGGCAUGCAGGGUGAGAGGACGUCCUUCUGAAACUCUGGCCCUGUAAACGUUAAGGGACAUCACUGCAAAGGGCUGAGUGCCCUCCUGCUGUCCGGCUCACAAACCAUAGGGAAGAGCAAAACGAUGCCCCCUUCUUUCCCUUCCCGUCAUGCACCAAAUGCAAAUGACCUUCAAAGUGCUUCAUUGGGUACCAAGGUAAUAAAAUCUUCACGCAUACCUAAGUGGCUUAGGAGCCUCAGUCCCAUUGACUGCAUGGGAGAGUUAGGCUCCCAAGGUAUAUCUGUGCUGGCUUGUGCCAGCUCUGGACCAAAAAAAUAACCUCCACCCACUGCCUGGACAAACCUGGACACGUGGCAGUGAGGGCAUUCCAGCAAUGCCCCCCUUCCCCCUCCCUGAGGUAUGUUGGACCAAAUUGCCCAUCCCUGCUCCCAGGAAGGGCAAGCAAACUUCAGGCUUCACCCCAUCUAGCAAUGUAUUCAAGUAUCUCUGUCUGCCUCUCUUCCCAGUCCCAUGCCCCUGACCUUAUAGCUUGUGCUGGACUCACGCGGCUGCUCCCUGGAUCAGCCUGGAGACAGCCGAAUGAUAACCACAGAGGGGGCUCGGAGCAGAUACUGCCUUGCACCGAAUUCUCCCUUGCCGCCAAACACCUCCGAAGCCGCCGCUCUGCAGAGCACCCCCUUGCUCUGCAGGCAAGAGGAGAUCAGCGCAUGGAGGAACCUCUCCACACGCAGGCCUCCAUCCAGCCCCUGGCUUUGAAGCAGCGCCUCAGCUGCACGGUGAACUCCUGUGGCUCCCCUGUCAUGUUCCAUUAGCUCUUGAUUUAAAGAUCCCUAGCUCCAUUUGAUUUUAUAGGCUUGAUUCAAUUCCCCUGGGAAGGAGCGUUUGCGCAGCUGAUGUGGCCUCGGCAGCGUGACGCCACCAAAAUCGAAUUCCCAAAGCAAACAAGCCAAAACCAUUGCUUGCUUUCUUCUUUCCCACCUCAACGUAGCAGGAUGAGAAAUGUCCCUGGUAUUUGGCUCCGUGUGUUUCUAUUGCAGGGAAAUGACCUGGCCAGCCCUUGACUUCAUGUCCAGUCUCGUGACGUUUCGUGGUUUCUUCUUGUGUCUCUGGCUCUGGCAGCAAAGCAAUGAGGGGGCAAAUCUUGGCUCUUUGUAAGUGAGCGUCUGUUCUUCAGAAGUUAGCUAGGCCAAGACUGGCGUGCAUGGGGGUGAGAAGCCAGAUAAAAAAGAACGCUCCCUCCCCCCCGCCCAAAGACUAUUUGUGUUUAAAUCACAUGAUUUUUAAAUCAAGCGUGUCAUUUUGGGCAGGGCUGGCUUGGAUCUGAGGCUAGGACCGUGGUGGGGGGAACUAUUUUGGGAGUAUUUCCACAUCCCCUUUCACGUUGUGAGCCUACCACGUGAGCGACAGGCUACUCACUUGUUGGGGAGUAACACUGAUUAUAAAUGCAACGGAGAGGGUCGGAUUGAAAGUCUUGAAGUACCUGGCUCCUGUCGAAUUCAGUCCCUUUGAAACUCUGUGUCUAAGUGUCCUGAAGAUUUGAAUUGUUCAGCCUGGAUGAAAUAUGAAUGGCUUAAACAUGAAUAAUUUCAUGAUGAGAGGAGGUGGCAGGAGUAACCCAAGAGGGAAAAUGAUGCUAUUUACCCUGAAGUCACUAUAUAAAAAUUGUUUGUCCACCGUCCAGAUGGUCUUGAGCCACUUAGGCAAAACACCCACUGAAAUCCAUCAGUGCAUUGUUGCUAUCAGUUAUAUUGCCUGUUACGGCAACCGUGGUAUCCUGUAAGCUAGUGACAAGCCACACACACAAGGCCUCAGUGGUCGUAAAACCUUCUACCUGCUUCUUCCCAGCUAAGUUUGUGUCUGGUGGAGGGGGGAGCAGGAGCUACAGGCUUGAUGUCCCUGCAUGCAAAUAGAGACAGGCAAAAAAUGGGAGAUGUUGCUCUGCUCACAGUGGCCAGAACAACCCACCCCACAGGAAGGACUGAAGCUGAUCUUCUACUUGCAGUGCCAGUCCCUGAAGUCUGGGGAUUACACAGAAAUCUCACCUUUCAUUUGUUUUAAACAAAAAGUUUCCAGCCCUCAUGGUUGCAAAGAAGAGCUGGAGGCCAGGAGCUGUACACUACCAAACCCAUGAGUAUAUAACAAGAACCCAACUUCUUUGUUUUCUACAUCUGCGAUCUUGGGCAGCCUGGGUCAUUUAGGAAUGGAAAUACUAAGCAACUGGCACAUCCUGCGCCUGGGCACAGAGUUGGAUCAGAUGACCCCUGAGUCCCUUCCAACACUAGGAUGUUACUCCAGCUCCAGAACCAGCAGUGCCUUUCUGACUGUCUAGGCCUAUCUGCUCCAAUGCUUUUUCAAGCUUUGCUUCCAAGGGAGAACAACUCCCUGGUAGGGAUCUGGAAUGAGAAGGAUCAUAAUUCAGGAACUAACCUGCUGACAGGACAAGAUGGCAUAAUUGCCACAGCAGCGCUGAACCCAGGCUGCUACCCACUGCCCAAGAGGGCUGGAAACAUUAGUUAAGCUAAGCUAACCCUACUACCUUGUUCUCUCAUGCCCUUUCCCCGUCUUGUACCAUCAAUCCACCUCUUAUGUAGCUCCCUGAAAGCAUAGUAUGAAAUACCUGCGGCCUGCAAAUGCCUUUUCAGUUGUUUUUAUGUGUUGAACCAAUGUUUUACUUGACUUGCACUAAUUGCUGUAGAGCAGUAUAUUGUUAGAUUUCUUUGUUUUGAUUUAUUGUUUUGGUUGCAAUUCCUGUUGGCUAACGAGAUGGCAGUCCUAUAAACAUAUCUGUUGCACAUUUUACACCCAUGGACAAAAUAAAAUCUUACCUGAAGCAA